CGUUCAUUCAUUCAUAUCUUUGCUUCAAACGCCCUGGACGAAGGAGGGUUUGCUCCAUCGAGAGGGAAAACGCAUGCUCUGGAGAGUGGCACAUAGUCGAUCAAGCUUCAAGCUCUAUCAGUCUCGUUGGGCAAACCGCCUUGCCAUUGUCCGAGCCAUGUCCACGGCCGCCGGUCAUUCCAACGCCGAAGCUGGUCCUUCGACUCUGCCAAGCCGUUUCUCCCUCCCGGCUCAUAUCAGUAUAUCUAAUCUCGAGGGGCGCAAAGAGCUUGAUAAGAGUUUGUUCGAUGUCAGGGUGAAAAUUCUUACAGUACGGCUCGAGGGCCCAAAUGUCAAUCGGAUGAUCAGUAACCGCUUGUUCAGGCAGCACACGCUCGAUAUUGGACGAGCCAAGGCUAUUAUUCCCGAUCCUAGCGAUAGAAAUUGCAAGCUCGUCAGGAUGAAGGUCUCUUCUGAAGACGAAUUACCGGAAGACGUUCGCGAGUUGAUCAAAAGCGAAGCCAACGGAACUAGUACCGAGGAGCUGGUUCUAGGUUUUGACGAUUGGUCAACGUCCGAAAUUCUUAACUCGAUCCUGCCCAAGGACAGUAAUGACGAAUUUGCACCUAGCAGUUUCACGCUCACGGGACAUAUAGGCCACGUCAACCUCAAAGAAGAAUGGCUCCCUUACAAAUACCUCAUUGCUCAGGUAAUGCUCCAUAAAAACGCUGCACUCCGCACCGUCGUCAACAAGUUGGAUCAGAUCAACGCGGCAUACAGAUUCUUCGAUAUGGAAGUAUUGGCUGGGGAACCAGACAUGCUGACCACAGUCUCGGAAUCUGGGUGUUCAUUCACGUUUGACUUUUCCAAAGUCUAUUGGAACUCUCGACUCCAGCAUGAACACGAGCGUAUGAUCCAGUCGAUUCAGAGAGGAGAGACAGUCGCAGACGUCAUGGCUGGUGUCGGGCCGUUUGCGGUCCCACUCGCCAAGAAGGGAUGUUAUGUUCUCGGGAACGAUUUGAACCCGGAGAGUGUCAAGUGGAUGAGAAAGAAUCAAGAGAACAACAAGGUCCAGGCAACGCUGCGGGUGACCGAAUCAGAUGGGAGAGAAUUCAUCAAACAAUCUGUCAUGACUUUUUGGAAUCAUCCGUUCGAACCGUACAAUCCAGCGCCGAAGAAUAAAGACAAGUCCAAGCGGAAUCGCUCAGCUCCCGGACAACCACCCGGCGCCACUCAUCCACCAUCGCCUACCCCACCUCCCGUCCUCAAAACCCUGGCCACCCCACAAGUCCCACAACAUUUCAUCAUGAAUCUACCCGAUUCUGCGCUCACAUUCCUCGACGCCUUCUGGGGUCUGUACGCCCCUCUUGCUCUCGAACCUGGAUUCGAGGAGUUAGUCAAAUCCGUCGGACUGCCGCUAGUCCACGUCUACUGCUUUACCAGAGAGCUGGACCCCGCUCCAGCCGAGCGAGAUAUCUGCGAGAGAGCGUCAGCCGUUCUCGCUUAUACCGUCGAGCCUUCUAUGGCGGACUUCAAACUCCACCCCGUCCGUCGGGUCGCUCCGAAGAAAGACAUGUACUGCCUUACCUUUAGACUGCCUGCUGAAGUUGCAUUUGCAACCGGACCAUAUCCAGGGGAGGCAAGCCAGCAAGACGCGCAUUGAACCGGCAUGAGGCAGACUGAUUCUUCGGUCCCUCGUAGAACGAAAUCUUAAUCCAUCAUUGCGUUCUCUAGGCGACUGCAACCAUUGUAUACAUCUUAAGUAUAAUGCACAAGAUGGAC
Molecule: messenger RNA, 1761 nt
Organism: Kockovaella imperatae
Lineage: Eukaryota; Fungi; Basidiomycota; Tremellomycetes; Tremellales; Cuniculitremaceae
Product: Met-10+ like-protein-domain-containing protein
Exons: 9
Coding region: 74-1642 (522 amino acids)
Biological process (GO): mitochondrial tRNA methylation; tRNA N1-guanine methylation
Cellular component (GO): mitochondrial matrix; cytoplasm
Source: RefSeq, a predicted model, not a curated record